UGCAGAUCUGGCGUAAGCUGGUGACGGACGGCGCCGUGCCGCUCAGCCGGCAGCGCACGGUGCUGCGGCUGGCCGCUGGCCGGCUCCAGGACAAGUCGAGCAACGUGCGCCGCGCCGCCCUCCAGCUGGUCACCGCGCUACUGCAGGCCAACCCGUUCGCCGCCAAGCUGCCCGUGGCUGAGUUAGAGGAGCAGUAUCGCACGGAAAAGGCAAAGCUGGCUGAGCUGGGCGUGGAUGAGGAGGAAGAAGAGGGGAAAGAGGAGGAGAAAGAGGAGGAGGAGGAGGAGGGCGCGAGUGAUGACUCAGGCGAGAGAAAACCGAGGAGAAAGCGCUUGUCAAGGUGCUUGCAAAGGCCCAGAAACAACUGACGAUUGCCUUGAAGAAUGAGGUAGCAGGGGGCGGCGACGCCUCGCCGCUGCUGGCGGGCCGCGAGCGUCUGCUGGCACUGCUGUCGGCCGACGGCGGACUCGCGGAGGCUGCCCGUCUGCUGCUGGCAGAGCCGCGCCUGCUACCGGGCCUGGCGCCGGACACAGACGACACAGAGGACACAGCCGACAGGCCGGACAUAGAGGACAGCGCCGAGUCGCCGGCUGGCCCGACCGCCGCUGGCCGGCUGCUGGCCGCGCUGGAGGCGCUGGCUGCCGCCGGGGCCGACUGCCAACACCCGGACCGGCAGCUGGAGAUCGACAAACAGAAGAUGAUGGUGCUCUACUUCAAGGACUCGGUGGCGUUCGCCCGGCUCAUAGACGAGGCUAUCCCGGGCAUCUGCGGCUUCCUCCGCUCGGCGCAGACCACGGACGUGCUGGAGGCCGUCUCGUUCUUCGUCACGGCGUUCGAGUUCGGCCUGCUGCAGGCGAUGGUGGGUAUCCGCCAGAUGCUGUCGCUGAUCUGGAGCCGCGAGGCGGCCGUCAAGGAGGCCGUGGUGACCGCCUACAGGCGCCUCUACGUACCGGCCGAGGGCAACGAGAGGUUCCGCGCGUCGCAGGCGGCGGCCAGCCUGUCGGCGCUCUGCGAGGACGCCUCGCUGUCGGAGCUGGCUUCGCUGGAGGAGCUGGUCGUGCAGUUGGUCGGCUCCGGCCACCUGGGCGCAGCCUUCACCCAGCUGCUGUGGGAGCGGUUCACUGGCGGCGGCGGCGGCGGCGGCUCGCGGCGCCCCGCGCUGCUCCUCAUCGGCAUGGUGGCAGGGUGA
Molecule: messenger RNA, 1189 nt
Organism: Pollicipes pollicipes
Lineage: Eukaryota; Metazoa; Arthropoda; Thecostraca; Pollicipedomorpha; Pollicipedidae
Product: condensin complex subunit 1
Exons: 7
Coding region: 698-1189 (163 amino acids)
Biological process (GO): meiotic chromosome condensation; mitotic chromosome condensation
Cellular component (GO): condensed chromosome, centromeric region; condensin complex
Molecular function (GO): histone binding
Source: RefSeq, a predicted model, not a curated record